GUCUUCUUGGAGCAGAAGAUGAGUUCACGUGGUGGUCUUCUGGAGAGGAUAGCGGCUAGAGCCGGUUUCAAUGCCCCGAGGUUGAAUACAGAAAGUAUCCGGCCAGCUGACCUUUCUCAAAACCCGGAUGUUCGGUCUCCUUAUCUGACAAUUCCUCCAGGUGUCAGCCCAACAAGUCUGCUAGAAUCUCCUGUCUUCCUAGCUAAUAAUUCACUGGUCCAGCCAUCUCCAACAACUGGGAAAUUUUCAUUUCUCCCAAGCAACAUAGGAAACUCGAUGUUGAUGGCAGGCAAUCUCGAUAAGGGCAAAGAAAAUACUUUCGAAGAUUUGAAUGCCUCAUCAUUUGCAUUUCAGCCUGUCAUGGAAUCUGGUUCCUCGUUUCAUUUUGGUGCCGCAAGCAAAGUAAAUCCUUCAAGUCUUUCUCAAUAUUCGGAAAACUCACUUCUGCCUCAAAGUGUAGAACCCCUGAAAGUUCACUCUCAGAACGGUACACUUUUUCAGCAGAUUGAUCUCUCUAAUUCAUCUGCCAAGAACACCCACGACAUCUCAACUGAGCCAGUGUCUUUCGGUACAAUUGGCAGCACCAUGGAGCAUUCUCCACUGUUUGAUGACCCACAAGAGGAUGAUGCUGAUCAAAGAAGCAACGAUGAUCCCAAUGUUGGCAGUGGUCCAGCUGACGACGGUUAUAAUUGGAGAAAAUAUGGGCAGAAACAGGUAAAAGGAAGUGAUUAUCCUCGGAGUUAUUACAAAUGCACACAUCCAAAUUGUCCCAUCAAGAAGAAAGUGGAACGCUCCCCCGAGGGUCAUAUUACAGAGAUAAUUUAUAAGGGAGCCCAUAAUCACCCAAAACCUCCACCCAGUCGGAGAUCAGCUGUUGGAUCCUUGAGUGCACUUGGCGAUGUUCAGCUUGACACAACUGAGCAACCAGGAACUGGUGCUAAUGGUGAUCCUGUCUGGUCAAACGUGCAAAAUGGAACCCCCGAUUGGAGAUGGGAAAAUCCGGACUUGACACCGUCAGCGGCUUUGGGCCAAGAACAUGGCAACGGAACUACCUCUUUUCUAGCUCAAGUCAGCACUCAGUUUGAGUCUGGCAAUGCUGCGCAAGGGUCUUCUACUUUCUCGAAUGAUGAAGAGGAAGAUGAUCGUGAAACGCAUGGCAGUGUAUCAUUGGGCGAUGAUGGUGAAGAAGAUGAAUCAGAGUCAAAACGAAGGAAAAUCGAAACUUUCCCUUCAGACAUGAGUGGGGCUACUAGAGCCAUCCGGGAGCCUAGGGUCGUAGUGCAAACAACCAGUGAGGUAGACAUCCUUGAUGAUGGGUAUCGCUGGCGCAAAUAUGGGCAGAAAGUUGUGAAAGGAAAUCCAAAUCCAAGGAGUUACUAUAAGUGCACAAGCGCAGGCUGCACCGUCAGGAAGCACGUCGAGAGAGCUUCACAUGACCUGAAAUCAGUGAUAACAACGUACGAGGGAAAACACAACCAUGAUGUUCCUGCACCUCGCAACAGCAGUCAUGUUAAUUCUGGAGCUUCAAACACCCGUCCAAACCAAGCUUCGACUGCUUCUCAGAGUCAAAUACAUAGACCCGAGCCAGCUCGACUUCAUAGCAGCCUUGGACGGUUUGAAAGACCUUCGCUUGGCUCAUUUGGCCUUCCUGGGAGGCCGCAUCUUGGAUCUAAUCCAAACUUUGGACUUGGAAUGAAUCAGACCGGGCUAGCCAAUCUGGCAAUGGCAGGAUUUGAGCCUAACCAAGGCAGGUUACCCGUACUUCCAAUGCAUCCGUAUUUAGGACAACUGCGCCCAUUGAGUGACACAGGUUUCAUGCUGCCAAAAGAAGAACCGAAAGUGGAGCCGGAGACCGACUCUGGUUUGAAUGUCUACGGUGGCUCAUCAGUCUAUCAUCAGAUUAUGAGUCGAUUGCCCCUUUGACUACCAAUGUAAAUUUUUGUCCUCUUAAGAAAGUGUUACUUGUCUACGCUAAAGAAAAUAGAGAUUUUAACUUAAUAUUUAAAUGGGUUUUUUUACAUUGGGGCUGCUUCUAACUAUUCAUUCUCUUCCUUUGUGAACAAUCACAGAUAGGAUUUCAUAUUCACCAUACUUAUGAGUAAACUUUUGUCUCCCUAAGGAGCAGAAUUUCAUUC
Molecule: messenger RNA, 2135 nt
Organism: Olea europaea var. sylvestris
Lineage: Eukaryota; Viridiplantae; Streptophyta; Magnoliopsida; Lamiales; Oleaceae
Product: probable WRKY transcription factor 2
Exons: 5
Coding region: 19-1923 (634 amino acids)
Biological process (GO): regulation of DNA-templated transcription
Molecular function (GO): DNA-binding transcription factor activity; sequence-specific DNA binding
Source: RefSeq, a predicted model, not a curated record